AUGUACGAGGUCCAACCACGGCAAGUAGAUAUUGCGCUUGUUAUCGCAUGCCACGAUGGAAAUUUUGAAGAAGUCAAACGAUUGGUAGAGGAUGAAGAUGCAGAUAUAUGUUACCAGGAUUUUAAAACUGGAAUGAGCGUAUUAAUGGUUGCGGCAGGAGCUGGACACACAGAUAUUGUAAACUAUUUAUUAUCAGAAGGUGCCCCCUGGAAUGCAGUUGAUCGAAGCUAUUUGUGCGCCGGGGAUUAUGCCGCUAGAAAUAAACAGCAAGAUUGUAUUGAUAUCCUGAUGAAUCAUGCAGUUAUGUCUGAGUUACUUUUGUGUAUUGCAGUAAACAAGUCAGAUGAAGGAGAGUCUUUGAAGAAUGUUGAUUCUAUGGAUCUUACUACUACUGUAAACACACGUGCAAAUAAUUCCUCAGAAGCUCUUAACGCUUCUUACCUUUCUAGUCGACUGGAAUAUUCUGAUGACAGAAAAUGUCUCAUUGACACUAAUACUCAUCUAGCUGUAAUGAUGGAUUGGGAAACUCCAAUAAUGGAGAAACAUGCAGCGUGGAUUUGUCAUGCAGACGAAAUAGAUAGUACUAUCAAUUCACCUAUUCGAGUUUUAAAUGUUGGAUUUGGUUUGGGGAUUGUUGACACGGCUAUACAAAAGUAUUCACCUGACUCACAUUAUAUAAUAGAAGCUCAUCCGGAGGUGUUGGAGAAAAUGAAGUCCGAAGAAUGGUUUGCUAAGCCUGGCGUCAAGAUAAUUCCAAGUAAAUGGCAAGAUGCGGUCGUUUUAUUAGCCAAAGAAAUUGAUGACGGGGCCAUUCCAAGGUUUAGUGGAAUAUUUUUUGACACAUAUGCAGAGGACGAUAAUGAUUUGAGAGAAUUUCAUACGUGGUUACCCAAACUUCUUUCUUUACCUAAUCAAAAAAGUGUGGGAGAUCCAUCUUUCUCAGGAAGGUACUCUUAUUAUAACGGUUUGUGUCCUGACAAUGUAUUUUUUCACGGAGUCGCAUGCGAAACAAUGAGGUUGCAUUUAAAAAGGUUGGGAAUAAGUUGUAUAUUUAACCCAGUUGCUGUCGACGUUGCAGACCAAGAGAUGUGGAAAGAUGUUUCUCAAAGAUAUUGGUAUUUUGAUACAUAUUUCUUGCCAAAGUGUACUUUUGAUCCUGGUGAAAAGGACUAA
Messenger RNA from Schistosoma bovis, 1173 nucleotides. Lineage: Eukaryota; Metazoa; Platyhelminthes; Trematoda; Strigeidida; Schistosomatidae. The record is from the annotation of a GenBank genome assembly.